ACUGGAUAGAUAACGCGGCUGAGCACGGAACGGCCGAGUUGGUGUCGCUAUAAAAGAGGCACGCGGACCCUGGCAGCGAUAUAGACGUUCCACGCCGUGAUUCCGCGCCGCUUAUACGUACCCGCCACGAGCUUGCAAGCAUGAUCCGAGCAGAGGUGUACGGGCUGCUGCUGUGCGCGCAGCUGAUGCUGUGGACGUGCGCGCCAUCCGCCGCCGAGCCGCUGCCGGCGCCGAACAACGAGGCGUCCGGAGCGAAGAAGCCGAUUACACUGGACGACGUGCUGAUGAACGCCCUCGGAAGCGACUCGUUCAACGGCAGUUGGAUGUCCGACACGGAGAUCUUCUACAGGGUCGACCAGUUCCUGGUCAAGUUGGACGUGACCACGCAGAAGACCCAACAAAUCGCGAAGAACGCUCUGUUCGAGGAGCUCGGCCUGGAGUUCUUCACCUCGCCCGACAACAACUACGUGCUCGUACGCAACGUCACGCAGAACGUCUACAGGCACUCGGCUUUGAGUAUAUACAGCAUUUACAGCAUCGAGUCCAAGACAGUGACUGCCUUGGCCGACGGUCAGCUAUUGUCCACGGCGUUCUGGGCGCCGCAGGGCAGCGCCUUGGCGUACGUCUUGAACAACGACGUCUAUUACCACCAGGUGAGCGGCAAAGAGCAGGAGACGCGCCGACUGACGUUCGACGGCAAGCCGCAGGUCGUUUACAACGGAAUGCCCGACUGGGUGUACGAAGAGGAAGUUUACGGCACCGACCGAGCGAUGUGGUUCUCGACGAAUGGCGAGCACCUAGCCUUCGCCACGUUCAAUGACAGCCAAGUUCCCGAACUGGUGAUUACGAGGUACGGCGAGCCCGGCAGCUUGAAAGAUCAAUACCCCAAGGAGAAGAGGUUCAAAUAUCCGAAGGCAGGGAGGACGAACCCGCAAGUCACGCUCAACGUGAUAGAUUUAACGGAUCAUGGCUCGAAGCUGAUCUCUUUAAAACCUCCCGUCGACAUUGUUGGCUCGGAGUGCAUCCUGUUCGCGGUCACAUGGUUCGACGCCAAGACCGUGGCGGCCACCUGGACGAACAGAGUGCAGAACUUGUCGCAGCUCGUCAGUUAUUCGCUGACCGGUCAACUGCAGCCUCUCUUGGUUCAAAAAUCCCAGGGCGGCUGGUUGCUCAACACAGCCCAGGCGCCCAUUCACCACGACAGCUACGUGUUUCUUCACAAGCUGCAGUCCGUCACGAACGCCAGCCUGGGCUUGUUCAACCACGCGACCCGCUUCAGGCUUCUCAACGGCGUCCUCGACCACGAGACCGACCUGACGCCCGGCGAGUUUUGGGUGCACGACAUCCAUGGCGUCAACGAGGCGAAGCGAGCGCUCUACGUGACGGCCAGUCCCCCGGGCGAGCCUUCUCAGAAGCACUUGUACGAGAUCGGUCUGGCGAAGGAGUCGCCGGAGCAGCCCAAGUGUAUUACCUGCCAGUUCAAGUCACCCGAAGGGAACGCGUGCAGGUACGCCAACUCGAUAAGCUUCUCGACGAACCUGUCGCACUAUGUGCUGACGUGCGCCGGCCCGGACCCCGCCACGAUUCGGGUGUACGACCUCGACGGCAGCCACGAGUUGUACACGUGGUCGAGGAACGAUCGACUCAGGGAGGUGUUGGCCACGCGGAUAAUGCCCAAGCAAAUGGACCUGUACAUCGAGUCGCACGGGUUCGACGCCAAAGUCAGGAUGCUCGUGCCCCCGGACCUCGACAAGUCCAAGAAAUACCCUAUGCUCAUCAACGUGUACGCCGGUCCCAGCUCUCAGGCGAUCAUCGACAACUUCGCCCUCGGCUUGGACGCCUACCUGUCGACCAGCAGGAACGUGAUAUACGCCUGGAUAGACGGACGCGGCAGCUCCACCCGGGGCACCAGCAUGAUGUACGCGGUUUACCGGCAGCUGGGGAGCGCCGAGAUGGAAGAUCAACUCGAGGUUGCCAAGAAAUUGCAGCACAAAUUCCCGUGGAUCGACAGCAACAAGACCGCUCUUUGGGGCUGGAGUUACGGCGGAUAUUCCACGGUUAGCGUACUCACUAAGGACGACGACAACGUAUUCAGUUGUGGACUGGCCGUGGCGCCAGUCACUAAUUGGAUUUAUUACGACUCGAUCUACACCGAGAGGUACAUGGCUCUGCCGACAGCCGACGACAAUUUAAAGGGCUACGAAUCGAGUAGCGUGGUCGUUGCGGAUCGCGUGAAAAAGUUGAAAGGCAAGAAAUUCCUGCUGAUCCAUGGCACGGGUGACGACAACGUGCACUACCAACAGUCGAUGGCUCUGACCAAAGCCCUUGCCGAAACCGACAUAUUGUACAAUCAAGACUUUUAUGCCGAUGAGGUGCAUUCCCUAAGCCACGUCGGCCUACACCUUGUUCACACGAUAGACAAAUUCUGGUCCGAAUGCUUGGGCUACCACGUGGAUGAGGAGCGCAGGAGGAGAAGAAGAAGUGUCUGAGAACUUGCAUAAAUUGUUACCUUCAAGCAUGGAGAGACGAGAUAGCAAAUAAGUGUGCAUUUAAAAGAAAUUAUACUUGUAAAUUUACGUGCGAUCUAGAUUAUUCAUGUAUAUUAUGUCCGUGAAAAUUUGACGAAUCGAUCCAUGCAAAUAAAUCAGUCUCGAUUUUA
This is a messenger RNA of Phymastichus coffea, 2659 nucleotides long. Its product is annotated as venom dipeptidyl peptidase 4-like. NCBI's taxonomy places the organism in Eukaryota, Metazoa, Arthropoda, Insecta, Hymenoptera, Eulophidae. The record is from RefSeq and is a predicted model, not a curated record. Gene Ontology annotation, molecular function: dipeptidyl-peptidase activity; serine-type peptidase activity. Gene Ontology annotation, biological process: proteolysis. Bases 141 to 2489 code for a protein of 782 amino acids. The transcript is spliced from 13 exons.